Molecule: messenger RNA, 5090 nt
Organism: Sander lucioperca (pikeperch)
Lineage: Eukaryota; Metazoa; Chordata; Actinopteri; Perciformes; Percidae
Gene: scaf1
Product: SR-related CTD-associated factor 1
Exons: 6
Coding region: 309-4412 (1367 amino acids)
Molecular function (GO): RNA polymerase II C-terminal domain binding
Source: RefSeq, a predicted model, not a curated record
UAGGGCGGGUCAUGACUUCGCCAUCCUAGGAAACGCAAAAUUGCGUCCGACAAGUAGGGGAAGGAAGAUGGCGGCGAUUGAUGGACUGGGGCUGCUGUUGUGCUUUUAAAACGAAAAAAAACAAACAGUUGAUGAUUUCUUUUAACGGUUGAUUAAAUGUAAUGCGAGACGGUGGCUUUGAUCUGAGACUGCAGAUUAUCGGACUACAGGCGUACUCCUGGGUUCCAUUUUCCUUUCACCGCCUUGCCCGUCGCUACCAACCUCCAGGACCCGCUGUCUGACUUCUGCACCCCGAGCGUUCCUGGCCCAUGGACUUGACUCCGGCAUCAGGCUUCAGAAGGAGGCCUGCUGCCUCCUCCUCCCCAAGCGGAGUUAGAGAGAUUGCCAGGAGCCCUCCUCCCUGCUCGCCCUCCUUGUCCCUGUCCUCUCCUUCAUCUGCUCCGUCAUCGCCCCUGUCUACAUCCUCCUCCGUCUGCGUCAACCUGUCCGUUGUUCCGAACCAUGUGAAAGGUCUGACCCAGGGGACAGAGGUGGCCAGGGUGUCCGCCACUUCUGCCUCUCCAGCAACGCAGUCUCUCUCCACGCCUACGUCCAACGCCACCUCCUCCAAAUCCUUUCCUCGCCCCUCAGCGCAGCCACGUGUUGAUUGUGAAGAGGAGGGCAGGGAAAGGGAGAUGUAUGAUCCUUUCCAUCCAACUGAGGGAGUGAAGGGGGAGGAGGGGGAAGGGGAGAAAUAUGACCCCUUUGACCCCACUGGUUCCCCAGCAUCAGACCCCGAUGACGGUAGUGGCAGAGGGAGGGGGGCGAAGAGAAAUGCUGAGAGGGGCAAUGACGAGGAGAAAGAGGAAGAACCUCCAGACUCCACUGACGCCUUGACUGACUUGCCAAGCCCCUGUCGGGCCACCCAGCUCUCUCUUAGGAGGACAGUGGACUGUAGCAGCACCAAAGCUGGGGGGCAGAGGGACCGGGAUGACUCUGAUCACUCUGAGAUAGAGGAGGGGGAGAUAGUCGGGGCUGCUGAAAGAGAUGGCGGCAAUAAGAGAUCUGCCGGAGAAAUCCUCUCGCUGAAUUCUCCCAGCGUCUCCUUCUUCGGUUCCAAGCCGGAGCGCAUCCUGCGGGUGCUGGACGGGGACGGCUUUGUGUCGGUGCGCGCCGAGAGCACCUGGGAGGCGGACAGAGAGCCGGAGGACGAGCCCGUGGUAGGAGUGGAGGAUCUGAGGAGGAAGCUGGUCAGCAGACGAAAGGAAAGAUACCUCUCCUUUCCUGCUUCUUCCCCCCUCUCUCCUCAGCCGGCGCCCCCUCCCUCCCAUCCUCCAGCCUCUGCACCCUCCUCCCCUCCCGCGCCUCCGGCAGAGCAAGGCAGCAAGAGCCGCAGCAAGUCCUCCAAGAGCUCCAAGGACUGCAACCGACAGAAAAGCAAGGAUAAGAACGGAGAGAAGGAGGAGAGAAGAAAAAAGAGCAAUAAGGACAAAGAGGGAGGUCGGGAGAGGAGCAAAGAAAAGGAGCGAGGGCACAAGGCGGGGAAGGAGGUCAAAGGAAGGCGGAGCAGCAGGAGCAGUAGCCGGAAGAGGAAGAAAAGACAGCACAGCAGCCCCGAGGCUUCAAGAUCCUGCAACUCUUCGGGAAGAGGGGGCCACACUAGGCACUCCUUUUCAAGCCUAUCUGAAGAACGACACCGGGAGAAAGAGAGAGACAAAGACAGAGAGAGGGAUAGAGACAGAGGGAGAGAGAGAGAGAGAGACAGGGACAGAGACAGAGAGCAGAAUCGGACCAGUAGCCAUAGAAGAGACGAAAGAGACCGAGAUUCUAGCUCCAAAAAGGAGGAGCGGGAAAGUAAGGGAAGCCAACAUUCAAGCAGCAGAGAGCGGGGCGUUUCAAAGAGGUCCAAAAGAAGCCGGGAGAAGCGGGAAGGGGACCGAGACAGGCAGCGCGGGAGGGAACUGCGUUGGGACGGCCGCCCCGUUGUCCCGCCAUCCAUCCAAGACCUCAACGGGUCUGACCUCUUUGCCAUCAAGAGAACCAUCACGGUCACCACCACCACGACCACCACCACUGUCCCCGGCUCCCCGAGACUCACCCCCACCUCUCCCUGUCGGCCCGCACAGGACUCAGACAAGCCCCACAAGAGGAAGAAGAAGAGGAAAUGGCACUCGGCUGGAGAGAUGGAGGACCAGGGAAGUUGUCGCAGCCAAUCGCAGUCGCUCUCGCCACCAAGGUAUCACAGCUACGAAUCGGACCGCUAUUCCGACAAGUUGGAGAUCGACGUGUUGUCUUUGGACGGGGAGGCUUUGGACUCGGACUACCCCUCUUUGGAGGAUACGCCCCCUGCUGCCCUGCCCCCGGAACCACCCGCGCCCAGCCCCAAAACGAAAACUACCCCCAAGGCUGGACGACAUCACCCGAAAAAGAAAUCUGACUCACUGAAGAAGAUUGGCCAAUCUGAAUCCUCGUCCUCCUCCUCCUCCAAUAGAACCAAAAGCAAAUGCCUCUCCUCACUGACCGUAACUUCCGGCUCCGCCUCAUCUGGCCUCCCCUCAGCAAAGCGAGCCAGGAAAUUGGGAAAGGACAAAGACCGGGACAAAGGCAGCAGGAAGGAUUUGGGUCACUCUAGCAAAUCCAAGAAAGAGAGCAGCGGCAGUCGGAAAGGCAAGCUUCAGUCGAAGGUGUCCGUGCUGGUGCGCGAGGGCGUGAGCAGCACCACGGGGGCUUCCGUUGGCUCUGGAAAGCUGGGCAUGGACCUCCUAGGGCCAGGAGGUACAGGCGGGGGCGCUGGGGGCUCUGUGGUCGGUGGCUCAAUUGCGGUAGUCUUCUGCAGGGACAAUGAGAGCAGGUCUCCAUUCCUCAAGCCUUGCUCGGAGCCGCUGUCACUGGGCAACCGCAGUAAAGACCUGAGCAGCAUGGGAAAGCGGAGCAGCCUGGCUGCGCCGCCGUCCUCCUUAACCCGUCCCGCAGGGCUGAAAUCCAAGAAAACCAAACCAAGCUCCAUCACGUCCACCUCCUCCUCUGCCUCCUCGCCCUCGUCAUCUCUGGCGACCAAGCGCCGCCGCCGCCUGGCCAAGAAGACCAGAGAAAAAGGCGGAGCCGUAGGGUUGGCGGCCGGAGAAGGCACCCAAACAAAAGCCCCGUCUGAGGGCUGGGGGGCAGGCUCCUUAGAUUCUCAGUCAGCCAUGGGAGAUGGGAGCAAGUCAGUCAGUCCACACACUAGCCAAGCUGGCCCUGCGCCCUGUUCGUCCUCCUCUUCUUCUUCCUCCUCCUCCUCCACCAGUGUGCUCCCCCCCUCCUCCUCCCCGCCCCACACGCCUCCACCCUCUAUGGCUCCUUUGCGGGACACCAGGGAGUCUUCGCCAGACUCUCAGACUGUGGACAGUAGCUGUAAGACUCCGGACCCUUCUUUCCUAGCCGAGGACUGUCCCACCAGCCCCACGCUCCCGGCGUCCAGUCCGUCCGGUCUGUCCACCCCCCACGGAGCUGGCCUGGGCAUUGCCUUGUCCACCCCCACCGCCAAGCUCCCUCCUCCAGAUGAUGCCCCCAAAUCCCUGGCCUCGCCUCCUUGCUCAUCCUCUUCGGCAGGCUGUGGUCUCUCGUCCCUCUCUCUGCCUCUGUCGUCGUCGGACCCCUCCUCCUCUGUGUCCUCCUCGUCUGCCAGUAAGCCUCCUCCUCCUCCCCCCCCAGCAGCGCCUGCCCUCCCCUGGAGUCUGCAGACCGGAGUGGACUGCACCACUGGAGGAGUCCUAGCGUUGACUGCUCUGCUCUUCAAAAUGGAGGAGGCCAAUCUCGCCAGCCGAGCCAAAGCACAAGAGUUCAUCCAAGCAACCAGCCAGAUCCUCUCCCAGGCCAAUCAGAGCCAGUCCCAGCAGCUGGCUCCUCCUUCCUCAGCCUCUUCCUCCCAGAUCCCGCCCCCUCCCUCUCUGCCUCCGCCUCCUGGUAUGAGCCCAGCCCAGUUCAUCCUCCACAGCUCCCUCCCAUUAGUUGGCUGCACCAAAACUCCCCCCUCUCUCCUGCACCCCUCUAAAGGUGUUGGAUGUGCACAGACCCCUCCCUCCAUUAUGCCUGUGGGGCUUUCAGGAGUUACUGGGAGCUCUGGUGACACUGGAUGGGACAACGAGAGCAAAGACCCUGACAAGUACCUGAAGAAGCUGCACACCCAGGAGCGGGCGGUGGAGGAGGUGAAGCUCGCCAUCAAACCGUACUAUCAACGCAAAGACAUCAACAAGGACGACUACAAAGACAUCCUCAGGAAGGCAGUGCAUAAGAUCUGCCAUAGCCGCACUGGGGAAAUCAACCCGGUCAAAGUCAGCAACCUUGUGAAGCUGUACGUCCAGCGCUACAAAUACUUCCGGAAACACGGACGCAAAAUGGAUGACGAAGAGAGGGAUGACAGGGAGCAAGAAGCGCUGCAUUCCUCCGCCUGAGAGGAAGACCACCUUCUGCUCAACAUCUGAGCCAUCCACUGAUUGUUUUUGUCUCAUUUUUUUUAUUGUUUUCAUAGCCCGCCUUAUCUAUGCUUUUAUUUGAUCUUAUGGAACCCUCUCCCUUUAUCUCUUUGAUUUCCCUGUAAAUAUGUCUCACAUAGAAGAUGUAUCAUGUAUACAAUGUUCAGGAAGUGGAUGCUAUCAUGCACACCUGUGUGAUCUAAUAUAGUCCAGUACACCUACCCUGCAAUAAAUACUGCCUUUGGAAAGCUUAGAGUUUUUAGAUUUUGUUGACUGUCCGUUCAAAGCUCCGCAACGGGGGGCACUGAUUGCAGGGUUUUUAAUUGUGUCUCUAGCAUCGGAUUAGGUGUUCAUGCUACUUUUGUCUACCCCAUCACUGUGUAUCAAAACCCAAGCCGAGGGGAGACGUCAGACCCAGUUACAAACGCCAAAAUAUGCUAACAAUAGCGUAAGGACACUACAGGCCAUGUCCCUCCCUCCCUCCCCAUGUCUCUCUGUCUUUGCAGACACAACGAUCUUUCAAAUACAUUGACACAUCUCACUUCUUUUGAUUCUGCUGUCUGUUUUUGUGUGCAUGUGUAUCUGAGGUUGAGAAUGUUGCUAAAUCUCUUUAUAAAAUGACUUGACCAACAAAAUAUAAAUGUUGCUUGAAAACCA